Messenger RNA from Silurus meridionalis, 2567 nucleotides. RefSeq names its product proton activated chloride channel 1 (gene pacc1). The coding region runs from base 725 to 1777 and encodes 350 amino acids. Lineage: Eukaryota; Metazoa; Chordata; Actinopteri; Siluriformes; Siluridae. The record is from RefSeq and is a predicted model, not a curated record. The transcript has 8 exons.
GUCGUGUUAUUCUUAUAUAUUUGUACAUUAUUUUUUGGAUAGAAAAAAUAGUAUUUAAACUCAGAUUACUGCACACUAGUGGUCAUCACCACUAUUUUGAUUUUGUCUUUUGUAGUGGAAACAGCUGAGAUCGUUUUAACAAGUCUGCUGGCCCGCACACUCAUCAUAAAUGCGGAUCAGAGCGGCUUUUUAAUAAGUCGUUUCUUUUUUUUUCGGGAAUAUAAUGGAUCCAAGGGUUCUAUACAUACACACAUAUAUAUAAAUAAUAUAUGGUGUAUUUAGGUAAAUAGGCGUUCUGUUUAUUCUUUUCCAUUUCUUAAAAUGAUUGGACUGAAGACUUGGGUUUAGUACUUUUAUUUCCCGUUCACGUGCUUAUCACGGGCUGAUGGUGUGCUUGUUUGAUUUGUUAUAUACAGAAUAUACUGACAGUACUACAUAAUUAAAGCAACAACAACAACACACUAUUAAAUAGCAUGCUAAUCUAGUACACACACACUGUCGGUCCCACCACUGUUUUACUCUAAACAUUGAAUUAGUAGCUGCUGAGUUUCUCAUACUCAGGCGCCGUGAUGUCAGUGCUGGCGGUGGACCAGCUGAGAGACACCUCAGCACUGUCCUCAUGUCCACCUACCACAUGCCUACUGAAUCUAUGAGACAGCUCGGACAUUAGUCUGACGCUGUUAAACACGUUGCCAGGAAUAUUGAAAUCAAUCGGCGAAAAAAAAUGCAACGGAAGGAGACGUCUUGCUGCUACCAAGAGUUUAAUGACGAGGAUUGUGCACGAGCAUCUGCAGCUUAUCAGCACAAUGGAGAUGUUGCCGAGGACCAAGAUGAAGCCGGGUGUAAUGUCUUGCCAGAUGUGGAUGUUAUGGACAGCAGUCCACAACCUACUGCCUUCAAUAAAGCUUGUUUGAAAAAUGUCUUCACGGUCAUUCUCGUUCUCAUCUACCUUAUGCUAACAACAGUGGCUGUAUUUCUGGCCUAUCAAACCAUUUCUGACUUUCUGGAGAAGCUUAAUCAUCCUGUAAUGUCUGUGUCCUACAAAGAGGUUGAGGAGUUUGCUUCCCCAGGAAUUGCACUGUACCCAGGGAAAGCUCGGUUAUUAAGCUGUCGGCACCACUAUCAUGAUCACAUUCCCCCUCGUCUAUUAGCAGGGCAGACAGAGGACAGUGACUGUGUAAUAGAGGAAGUUAUUUAUAUUGACCCAUACACAAACCAUUCAAAACGAGCCAUGGUGGUUGAAGGUCCAACAGAUGUCAGGAACCGAGAGCUCAUAUUUCUACAGUUCAGUCAGAACGAAACCGAAGAGGACUUUAGUGCCAUCAGUUACAUGCUGUUUGCCCAGUUCAGUGACAUGGUUCAGAGCUCAGAUAAAGCUGAAUUCAUGCAGGACUGUGAAAAGAACUACUCGAUGUGGACUUUCUCUGGUGGCUUUCGUACAUGGGUCAAAAUGUCUUUGGUUAGGACAUCUGGAAAGGGAAAUGAAUCUGUUGAAUUUAGGCAAGAGUCUAGUGUGGUGAAGUACAAUGACAGGAGGCCUCCCCCAGAGCAAACUAAUGAGCUUUUCUUCAUUGUGUUUCAAUGGCGAGAUCCAUUUAUACAACAAGUCAAAGAUAUUGUCACAGCAAACCCGUGGAACACCAUAGCAAUUCUGUGUGGGGUCUUGAUGGCUCUUUUUAAAGCAGCUAACUUUGCCAAGUUAAGCAUUAAGUGGACGAUCAAAAUCCGCAAAAGACACUUAAGAGCAAAAAUCAGGGAAAUGAACCAAAUCAGCUGACUGACAAUUAACAGUGCAUGGUCCAACAUUCCCUUUUUACUGACAACACUUUUAAUGUUUACCCAAUGGAUUUUAAAGAGAAUCUUUUAUAUUUAUAACUAAUUCCGACAUAACAGUGAACUGUUAUUUUUUUUUAUUAUUAUUGAAUCAGUAUGUAUUACUUGAAAUUUUACAAUGACUACUGACAUUUUGAACAUUAAUUUAGAAUGUUCUUCACACAAGAGCUGGAUGAGAGAGUACCAAACUGACUUUGACAAUAUCGAGAAAUCUUUACUACAAUUCUUCUCCAGUCUUUUUCUCAAAAACAUUAAUGCUAGAUGCUACGUUGCCUUAUUUCAGUUGUCUGUGCAGCAAAUCUUACAUGCAUGUAGGGCUUGAUCUCUGAAAGCAAAUAAUCAGUUGUGUGGGUGUGCCUUUGUGUUAUCAUAUUUGACUGCUCAUUAUUUUUAUGAUUUUAUUUUAAAUGUGCUCAGAGACCUAAUUGAUUUUAAACAAUCAAAAUGGAAAAAUUUAUAUAAAACCUUAGUUUGAAGUUUGUUACUAUGUCUUUACUUUUGCACUUUUGUCAGUUUGAAACCUACGUGUGGCUGACAUUUAUGACAGUUGUCAUAAAUGUCAUCAAUUUAUGACAUUUCGUAUUGUGACCCACCCCCCACCCCCUGUAUACUAGUUUUCUUUCUCCUUAUGUUAGACCAUGCAGUUUCAUCACCACGAUGUUGAUUUACAAUAUAUACUUUGCACACAAUCUUUCAUUGAGUAAGAAUAAAGAUUUAUGUGUUUUAAGAUAUAA